This is a messenger RNA of Setaria italica (foxtail millet), 1709 nucleotides long. Its product is annotated as growth-regulating factor 1. The transcript is spliced from 3 exons. The record is from RefSeq and is a predicted model, not a curated record. The coding region runs from base 191 to 1333 and encodes 380 amino acids. Gene Ontology annotation, molecular function: ATP binding. Gene Ontology annotation, cellular component: nucleus. Gene Ontology annotation, biological process: regulation of DNA-templated transcription; DNA-templated transcription; developmental process. NCBI's taxonomy places the organism in Eukaryota, Viridiplantae, Streptophyta, Magnoliopsida, Poales, Poaceae.
AUUCCGCCUAUACCCAGCGUCCCAGCCCCUCGGCGUCUUGCUGACACCUCCAAAACCACAACCGCACCACACCGCGCUCCGAUCACCUCCUCCCCGGUGUCCCGCCGGCGGUGAGCGUUCCGGUUAGCUAGCUAGAGAUAGAUAGGUUAGAUCCCGGAGAGAGAAGCCCACCGGUGUCGGAUCGACCAGUAUGAUGAUGAUGAGCGGUCGCGCGGGCGGCGGCGCCACCGCGGGACGGUACCCGUUCACGGCCUCGCAGUGGCAGGAGCUGGAGCACCAGGCGCUCAUCUACAAGUGCCUGGCGUCUGGCAAGCCCAUCCCCUCGUACCUCAUGCCACCGCUCCGCCGCAUCCUCGACUCCGCCCUCGCCACCUCCCCCUCCCUCGCCUUCCCGCCGCAACCCUCGCUGGGGUGGGGAUGCUUCGGGAUGGGGUUCAGCAGGAAGCCCGACGAGGACCCGGAGCCCGGGCGGUGCCGGCGGACGGACGGCAAGAAGUGGCGCUGCUCCAAGGAGGCCUACCCGGACUCCAAAUACUGCGAGAAGCACAUGCACCGCGGCAAGAACCGUUCAAGAAAGCCUGUGGAAAUGUCGCUCGCCACGCCGGCGCCGUCCUCCAACGCCUCCUCCGCCGCGAGCGCCACCACCACGACCUCGUCCCCGGCGCCGACCUACCACCGCCCGGCCCCCACCGCGCACGACGCCGCGCCGUACCACGCGCUGUACGGCGGCGGCAGCCCGUACGCAGCGUCCGCCCGACCGGCCGGGGCGUACCACGCGGCGCAGGUAAGCCCCUUCCACCUCCACCUCGACACCACCCACCCGCACCCGCCGCUACCGCCGUCGUACUACUCCGUCGACCAGAGGGACUACGCCUACGGCCACACUGCGAAGGAGGUCGGAGAGCACGCCUUCUUCUCAGACAGCACCACCGAGAGGGACCGCCAGCAGGCCGCGGGGCAGUGGCAGUUCAAGAAUCUCGGCAUGGAGCCGAAGCACAGCGCCGCGCCGUUGUUCUCGGCCGGCGGGUAUGGGAACGGCGCGGCGUCCGCGUACGCCGUUGAUCUGACCAGGGAGGACGACGAGGAGAGGCGGCGCCAGCAGCAGCAGCACUGCUUCGUGCUAGGGGCCGACCUGCGGCUGGAGAGGCCGUCGGGCCACGACGCCGCCCCCGAGCAGAAGCCGCUCCGGCCCUUCUUCGACGAGUGGCCGCACGAGAAGGCGAACAAGGGAGGCUCGUGGAUGGGGCUCGACGGCGAGACGCAGCUCUCCAUGUCCAUCCCCAUGGCCACCAACGAUCUCCCCAUCACCUCACGCUACCGUAAUGGUGCGUAGCCUAGAUGAGUGAGACCAGCGUUGUCUGAUUGCUACGAGACGAGAGGCCAGACCAACCUGGAUCACAACAACUACCGGUUCUUUCCAGGCGUGCUGCUCAAGGCCAGUUCAGUUUGAUGAACUUGAAAGACCUAAACCUCCUAAAAGUGGUCUCUCCAUUUUUUUCCUUUUCUCCAUUAUUUUUUUUCUCUUACGUAAUGUUGCUUGUAGCGUUGCAUUUCACUGUAAUGCUUCGUAUGUGUUAACUAGUUGUGAUGAGAUUAGUAGAGGUGAGGCCUUUCUGAUUUUCUGAAUGGUUUUGCCUCUGUUCUGUUCUUUGUCAGUGCCCUGUAAUAUCUAGUGAGCGUGCUCAGAUCAGUUCUGGAUUUCCCUUUCC